This is a messenger RNA of Stylophora pistillata, 1191 nucleotides long. Its product is annotated as meiotic recombination protein REC114-like. The record is from RefSeq and is a predicted model, not a curated record. NCBI's taxonomy places the organism in Eukaryota, Metazoa, Cnidaria, Anthozoa, Scleractinia, Pocilloporidae.
UCAGCUAAACUAAGCAGUUAUCCCUUAAGCUUUUUAUAAAACUUACUGAAAAGAUGCUUUCAACAAAUGCAGUUGUUCGAUCCUGGCCGUUGGAAAAAUACGCAAAGUUCAUUUAUGCGGGAGAGAGCGGAGGGCAAUCUAGAAGUCAGGGAUACUGGAAGCAAUUUUCAUCCGCCGAAGGUGGUUGUGAUACCUUACAACUGUCGUUGCUUGAAUCGAACAUGAUUGUCCGUGAUGGAAAAGUGAUGCACGAAAGUUUCUCUUUGUUUAAUGCCAGUAAGUGGUUGAAAGCUAUAGUCAAAGGCGAUAGUAUGCUGUUUUUUUACAAGAUGAAUAAUGACUGCCGGCGAUUCAGGAUCAAAUUUAACAAAAGCACCGAUCGAUCAGCGAUCGAAAACUGCCAUCAUUUUGUUUCCGAGAUUUCGCCUCAGAUUCCCGUGAGAGAGCUGCCAGUGUCUACCGAGUCUGACUCGCAGGUUCCAAUGGAAGACUCUCAGCCUAUUUCACUCGAUUCCCAGCCCACCAACAGAGGAACCACCGAUGGGGCGAGCUGUGGAUCUGCUACCGUUGGUCUCACACUUCCUGCGUUAGCAAGCGAAGGAGUGGGACUUCAAGUCUUAUCUAGUUAUUUCUUGGUACAGAUCACAUCGGUAGAAUCUCGUUUGGAUGCAGUACAUAGCGGCAGUCACCUUGAUAUACCACAAGACCAAUUGAGCUUGAUGAUAAGACUCUGUUUGACCGACAGUAACUUCCCUGAUUUCGUGGAGGCCGUGGAAAAAGAGCUCAAGAAUCUGACCUCAUCAGAAUGAAGGAGAACCGAUUGUUACAUAUACACGCGUAAGGGUGCUCGAUUUGAUGUUGAGAUGGUUAGAAGUGUUGCAUAAGCGCUUAAUAGUCUCAUGGGUGUUUAAGUAGCAUAGACGGGGAACGUUUUCACAGUCCUCGACGUUCUUGUCUACACUGUUUUCUUAGCCGUCACAUGACAUAUCACAUUUAUUUCAAUGAACGUCAUGCCCAGUGCGAAUGAACUUUCCUUUUUCAAACACGUUUGGGUCUCGCUUACGGCCUUAUUAACGGAAGAGCGAGGAAUUAGCAAAGAAAACUUACUUUUUUUCUUAUUCAGGUCCUUUUUGCUCCAAACAAAGACAACAUUCGCAAUUCAUUCUUUGAAAGUUUUAGUUUUUCCUAAAC